AUGGCUGAUGGUGGUAAAAUUAAAUAUGAGAAUGAUGAGGACUUAAAAGAAAGUGCAGAAGAAAAUUUAAGUUGGCAAUCGAAUUUUGAAAAUGAACUAUGGGAAGACAGUUUUGAAAUGGGUGGAAAACGAGAAUUUGAUUUAGGGAAUAUUGAAGAAUAUUCAUUCAUAGCUAAGAAAUCAAAUAAUAGUAGUAUAACUGAAAAUGUUUUAAAAUUUUUCUAUUCUUAUGGAUACGAUUGUCGAAAGUAUUUCAACCUUUGUGUAGUUGAUAUGAAUACUAUUGCUUUUGCUGCUGGCAAUUUAAUUCAGUUUUUUAAUGUAGAAGAAAAUAGAUUUUGGUUUAAAGGAGGCUCUGCGGGUACUGGCAUUGGACACAUAUGUAAAAACCCUGCCUUUGAACAUAUUGCUGUUGGAGCAAAUGGAACAGAUCCUUUAAUAAAUAUUUAUAAUUGGCCUAUUAUGGAAAUUGUAGUUAUUUUAAAAGGGAUUUCUCUCUGGAACUGGAAAGAAUCAAAAAUUAUUUUACAAUGUAAAUCUUAUGUUCAAGAUGUAUAUAAUAUAACUUUUUCUAAAUAUAUUCCUGGUCAGUUAACAUCCAGUGGAAUAGGACAUAUUAAAUUUUGGAAAAUGUCUAAAACUUUCACUGGGUUAAAACUUAAAGGUGAAAUUGGUAAAUUUGGGAAUACAGAGAUUUCUGAUAUUAUAGCGAUUCAUCCUAUGCCAAAUGAAACUGUGAUAUCAGGUUGUGAGUGGGGUAAUAUACUUCUGUGGGAUGAAAGUUUAAUUAAACUUGAAGCAUGUAAAAAAAAUAAGGAAACAGCACAUAUUGGUUGUAUUAGUCAAUUUGAGUACACCAAUGGAGAACUUAUAUCUGUUGGAUUAGAUGGAUGGAUAAGAUUUUGGUUUUAUGAAACCAUUGAUCAUGCCAAUCUUUCCGAUGAAGAACAAUUUCUUGAAAUUCAACCAAUUUAUGAAUUUCAAAUUGAAGAAGAAAAAGAAAGUGCAAUGCUUAUGAGUAUUCAGAAACAAGAACCAAAUUAUCCUGAAAACACAAUUUGGUAUGGCCAGGAUGGAAAUGGAGGACUAUGGUUGCUUGACCUUUGUACUAGUAGAAAACAAUUGCAAAAAAAAAUUUUUACAUGUCAUGCUGGCCCUAUAGUUGAUAUGGAUGUAGCAGAUUGGGGACCCUUUGUAGCUACACUUGAUAGAAGUGGCAACUUGCAUAUUUAUAAUUAUAUAGAAAAAAAAUUAAUUCUAGUUUACAAAUUCUAUGACAAUGGAAGUCAAGUGAUUUGGCUUCCAUGUAAGAUUGAAAAAACAGGUUCAUCACUUAUAUGUUCCUUUGAAAGUGGUAUUGUUAGAAUGAUUGUAGUAGCAAUGCAAGCAGCAUGUACUAAAGAUAAUAUAAAAGGAGAUUAUAUAAAAUUAAUUCAAGUUUUAAAGCCACAUUCAAUGCCAAUUACUGCAAUGUGCUUAAAUACAUCUUGUAGUUUAUUGGUAACAGGAAGUGAUGAUGCUACUAUUUUUACAUUUAAUAUUCAUUUUACCAAUACUUAUCCUACAAUUGUACCUAUUGGUUAUGUAAAACUUCCGUCAUCUGUUACUUGUAUGGCAUGGAAUCCUCAGGAAGAAGCUACUUUGUUAAUUGGAUGUUUAAAAGGAGACUGUGUGGAAGUAAAAUUACCUGUAAUACCUCAGUCAUACACAACUAUUUCUUAUGAACUUAUCAAGUGUAGUCCUGUGUCAUUUAAAUUUGAAUCUGUAAAGUCUUCAAUAGAACGAGAGGCUAUGAAAAAAGAGUAUGAAAGAGAAAAGGAAAAGAAACUUGCAGAAAAAAGAAAAGAAAUGGAACAAUUAAUACUAGAAAAUCCUCACAUUAUAAUCGAUGAAGAAACAUUUUUGAUGGAUCUUGAUGAAAAAGAGGUCACUUUUCCAGAAAUUUACAUUCCAGAAACCCCAAAUAAAAUUUUAAUAGCACAAUAUGGUAUUGAUGGAAAUAUAUGGUUAUUUAUAGCUGGUUUUGAUGCAGGAUAUGUUUACGAAUACCCUCGUCCAUUAUCUGGAAGAUUAAAACAUAAUAAACCAGUUAGGAGUAGAAUAAUGGAACGUGCAAAAAAUAUAGAAAUUCAUAACUUUCUUUUACACAAAACUAAGGAAUAUUUAUUUUUGGGAACACAACAUGGAGAACUUUGCAUUAUUAAGAUAAAGGGAAAGGAUCCAUUAGAUUUUUCAGAUUGCUCUAUUUUAUCAAUACAUGAUUAUUAUAAUGGACACAUAUCUAGAAUUUUAUUGAGUUAUGACAAGAAAAUGUUAUUAACAUGUGGUUAUGAUGGAAAUAUAUUUGCAUUCAAAGUCAAUGAUAAUAUAUAUAAUGAAGAGUACGAAGUACCCAAACCAGAAUAUCCUUCUUUUAUGCCUAAGAGUGUUGAAGACAUUGAAGAUGCUGAUUAUCCAAAUCUGGAAGAAGUAAUUACUCAAAAGGAAAAAAACCGAAUUAUUUCAGUAGCAGAAGAGAAGAAGAAACACAUUCUUGAAAUCAUACGUAAUUUAACAGAAGAAUAUGUUAAAAUUACUAUAAGAAUAGUACAAGAACAAAUUGAGGAAGAAAAACGUGAGUCAGAAGAGAACAAAAUACAAUAUUUAGGUCUUUUAACUGAAGAUUUCAGUACUCUUUCAUCUGGAUUAGGGUUGCAAAUUAAUCAAAUGUUAGUAAAAUAUAAAGAGAAGAUAGCAAGAUUGAUGCAACGACAAAGUGAAUGGCGAAAACUACAUGAAAGAAAACCAAACUUGGUUAAAAAUCGUAUGGAAGAUGUAGUUUAUCUCGAAAAAGCAAGACAAACGAUUGGUGAAUAUAAUUUGAAGAUGAAUGCAGAGUUUAAUUUAGCAAAGAGAAAACAAACUGCAGCUAGAAAGUUCAAACAACUUUUAGAUUGUAGAAAUAAGCUUCAUUACUUGCGGGAAAAUUUUAAUGAAAAUUUAAAAAUAAUUGCAAAGGAAAAACAAAGAAUGCAGAAAGAAGUUAUUAAACUAAUAGAAAUACUUAAAAGAAUUCAUACAGAAAUUCCAUCGAAAAACAUAAAAUCUUUACCAAAGCCACCAAAAAUAAACCUUGUCAUUGAAUUUCCUGAGCAUAAUCUUGAGCUUGAAAAGUACAUAUCUAUGUCAGAAAAGAUGCAAGAAGUGAAACGUCAAAGGCAGUCAUUAAUUAUAGAUCCAUUAAUAGAUAAUUUGGAUUUAGAAUAUGAAAUAUUAUAUUGUAAUGAUAAAACAAAUUUUAGAGAAGAGCGAGAAAGUCUCUAUACUGAUGUUUCUUCUUCAAGAAUGAAAAUAAAAGACUUAUCUAUACAUGGUGACUUAAUUAGAAAUCUCAACACCAGCGAUUCUAUUCAAACUACGUGGGAACGUGAAAUGAAACGUUCUCGAAUAUGGCGAAAAAUAUAUGAACAAGAUUGUAUUUUACGAUAUAUCGAUGCUAAUUAUAAACAAUUGGAAGAUGAAUUAGAUGAAUUAGAAAAAUACAGACUUGAUGUUAUAUAUCAAAAUACGCACAUGAAUCUGAAUUUAUUAACUUUAUAUGAAGAAUUUAUUAUUUUGAAAGAAUUUGAAAUAACGGAACAUAUACUUGAAGAGAAAGUUAAUCAGAAGUCAAAUGAACGUACCGCCGUAAUAUUACAAGUACAAGCUACGAAUGUUAAUAUUGUCGCACGAGAAGAAGAAAUUGGAAAAUUAUAUAUGAGAAUUAAAGAUAUUGCUGUUGAAUUUACAAAAGCAGUAGCUGACAAUAAAUUUCAUGAUUUUCUUCACAAAAUAUUUAAAAAAAAGUAUACAGCAGUAAAGAAACAAAAUGGCUCUUUCGGUUCUAUUACACAAACAUCAGAAACUAGUUCUCAAGAAACAGACGAUACAAUAGAUUCUGAAACCGAAUAUAUUCCAUUUGAUGAAAAUGUAUGUCCAUCUGGAUGUGAUAAAGAAUUGUACGAAAUGGCAUUUUCUAUGAGACAAAAAAGACAUUCAUACGAAUUUCAGAUUAGGGAAGAACAAAAAGAAAUAGAAAUAUUGCAUAAAGAAUUAGAUACCAGUGCAAAACAUUUGAGAAUUAUUGAAAGUAAUUUAAGAAACAAUCAGGAAGAAUUGCAAAACUUUAUGAUGGAUAAAUAUAAAAGGUUAAAUGACAUUAAUGUAACAGUCACAUUAAAACUUCAUCAGUUACAACAUAUAUUAAAUUCUGAGAAUAUGGCAGAAAUUCAAAAUUGUGUAGUUUUUAAUAAAAAGGAGUUGUCAAAUCUUUAUGCUAGAGUAGGAGAACUACAAGAAGAAACAUACAAUCUGGAAAAAAAGCGCAAAAAGAAUGAAGCACAUCUAAAGCGAAUAAAAUUGGAUUUAAAAUAUAUGGAAACUCAAAAUAAGAGGCUGGAGGAACAUAUGAAAGAAAAGAUGAUACAAAAAUUUGGUCAAAAAGUAUCUUUAAUUAGCCUUUAUGAAACCAUUUUACAAAGAUUAAUUUAUGAUACCAAAACUAACAUACAUAACAUUAUGAAGAAUUUUGCUAAAGAUAUAAAACGUAAAUGAAAGAGCUUAAAAAUUCUAAAAAAUCUAAUUCGAAAGAAUACUGAAAAAUUAAGUUUGUUGACAGUAUUGGAGAAAGAAAAAUCUAAACUUAAUAAAAUUUUGGAAAAUACUCUAAUUUCAAAAGCAAGAAUGUUACAAAUAGAACUCGAACACAAGGCCGAUAUUAUUGCACUUGAAAAUAUUCUUUAUGAUCAAAUGCAGCAAAAACUUGCACUCCAAUAUGAUAUAGAAAGCCUUAAAACUGGAUUGAGAAAAUUGCCUCCAAUUUGUUUUAAGAAGUUUAACUGA
Messenger RNA from Habropoda laboriosa, 4860 nucleotides. RefSeq lists its product as uncharacterized. Gene Ontology annotation, molecular function: protein binding. The record is from RefSeq and is a predicted model, not a curated record. The transcript has 23 exons. Lineage: Eukaryota; Metazoa; Arthropoda; Insecta; Hymenoptera; Apidae.